Molecule: messenger RNA, 3720 nt
Organism: Orycteropus afer afer
Lineage: Eukaryota; Metazoa; Chordata; Mammalia; Tubulidentata; Orycteropodidae
Product: poly [ADP-ribose] polymerase tankyrase-1
Cellular component (GO): nucleus; cytoplasm
Molecular function (GO): NAD+ poly-ADP-ribosyltransferase activity; protein binding
Source: RefSeq, a predicted model, not a curated record
AUGGCGGCGUCGCGUCGCUCUCAGCAUCAUCACCACCAUCAUCAACAACAGCUCCAGCCCGCCCCAGGGUCUUCGGCGCCGCCGCCGCCACCUCCUCCCCCACUCAGUCCCGGCCUGGCCCCAGGGACCACCCCAGCCUCUCCCUCGGCCAGUGGCCUGGCCCCCUUCGCCUCCCCGCGGGAAGAAGAGAAUCAUGAAAUCUUCCUGGAUAAGGAAAGUUUUGGGAGGAAGGAUGUUGUAGAACACUUACUACAGAUGGGUGCUAAUGUUCAUGCUCGUGAUGAUGGAGGUCUUAUACCGCUUCAUAAUGCCUGUUCUUUUGGUCAUGCUGAGGUUGUAAGUCUGUUACUAUGCCAAGGAGCUGAUCCAAAUGCCAGGGAUAACUGGAACUAUACCCCUCUGCAUGAAGCUGCUAUUAAAGGGAAAAUCGAUGUAUGUAUUGUGCUACUGCAGCACGGAGCUGAUCCAAACAUUCGGAACACUGAUGGGAAAUCAGCCCUGGACCUGGCAGAUCCGUCCGCAAAAGCUGUCCUUACAGGUGAAUACAAGAAAGACGAACUCCUAGAAGCUGCUAGGAGUGGUAAUGAAGAAAAACUAAUGGCUUUACUGACUCCUCUAAAUGUGAAUUGCCAUGCAAGUGAUGGACGAAAGUCAACUCCUUUACAUCUUGCAGCAGGCUACAACAGAGUUCGAAUUGUUCAGCUUCUUCUUCAGCAUGGUGCUGAUGUUCAUGCAAAAGACAAAGGUGGACUUGUGCCUCUUCAUAACGCAUGUUCUUAUGGACAUUAUGAAGUCACAGAACUACUGCUGAAGCAUGGAGCUUGUGUCAAUGCUAUGGACCUCUGGCAGUUUACUCCACUACAUGAGGCUGCUUCCAAGAAUCGUGUAGAAGUUUGCUCUUUGUUACUUAGCCAUGGUGCGGAUCCUACCUUAGUGAACUGCCAUGGCAAAAGUGCUGUGGAUAUGGCUCCAACUCCUGAGCUCCGGGAGAGAUUGACUUAUGAAUUUAAAGGUCAUUCUUUACUACAAGCAGCCAGAGAAGCAGACCUAGCCAAAGUUAAAAAAACACUUGCUUUGGAAAUCAUUAAUUUCAAGCAACCUCAGUCUCAUGAAACAGCACUGCACUGUGCUGUUGCUUCCCUACAUCCGAAGCGAAAACAAGUGACAGAAUUAUUACUUAGAAAAGGAGCAAAUGUUAAUGAAAAAAAUAAAGAUUUUAUGACUCCCCUGCAUGUUGCUGCUGAAAGAGCUCACAAUGAUGUUAUGGAAGUUCUGCAUAAGCAUGGAGCAAAGAUGAACGCACUGGACACCCUUGGUCAGACUGCUUUGCAUAGAGCUGCCUUAGCAGGUCACCUGCAGACCUGCCGCCUCCUGCUGAGCUAUGGCUCUGAUCCCUCCAUCAUCUCUUUACAAGGCUUUACAGCAGCACAGAUGGGAAAUGAAGCGGUGCAGCAGAUUCUGAGUGAAAGUACACCUAUACGCACUUCUGAUGUUGACUAUCGACUUUUAGAGGCAUCUAAAGCUGGUGACUUGGAAACUGUGAAGCAACUUUGCAGCCCUCAAAAUGUGAAUUGCAGAGAUUUAGAGGGCCGGCAUUCUACACCCCUACACUUUGCAGCCGGCUAUAAUCGUGUGUCUGUUGUGGAGUAUCUUCUACAUCAUGGUGCCGAUGUCCAUGCCAAAGACAAAGGUGGCUUGGUACCCCUUCAUAAUGCCUGUUCAUAUGGACACUAUGAGGUAGCUGAGCUUUUAGUAAGGCAUGGUGCAUCUGUCAAUGUGGCAGACUUAUGGAAAUUUACCCCUCUACAUGAAGCAGCAGCUAAAGGAAAAUAUGAAAUCUGCAAGCUUCUUUUAAAACAUGGAGCAGAUCCAACCAAAAAGAACAGAGAUGGAAAUACACCUUUAGACUUGGUGAAGGAAGGAGACACAGAUAUUCAGGACUUACUUAGAGGGGACGCUGCCUUGCUGGAUGCUGCCAAGAAGGGCUGCCUAGCUAGAGUGCAGAAGCUCUGUACUCCAGAGAAUAUCAACUGCAGAGACACCCAGGGUCGAAACUCAACCCCUCUGCACCUGGCAGCAGGCUACAAUAACCUGGAAGUAGCUGAAUAUCUUCUAGAGCAUGGAGCAGAUGUUAAUGCCCAAGACAAAGGAGGUUUAAUUCCUCUUCAUAAUGCAGCAUCCUAUGGGCAUGUGGACAUAGCAGCAUUAUUGAUAAAAUACAACACAUGUGUAAAUGCAACAGAUAAGUGGGCAUUUACUCCUCUUCAUGAAGCAGCCCAAAAAGGAAGGACACAGUUAUGUGCCCUCCUCUUAGCACAUGGUGCAGAUCCAACUAUGAAGAACCAAGAAGGUCAGACACCUUUAGAUCUGGCAACAGCUGAUGAUAUCAGAGCUUUGCUGAUAGAUGCCAUGCCCCCAGAGGCCUUACCUACCUGUUUUAAACCUCAGGCGACAGUAGUGAGUGCCUCUCUGAUUUCACCUGCAUCCACCCCCUCCUGCCUUUCUGCUGCUAGCAGUAUAGAUAAUCUUACUGGUCCUUUAGCAGAAUUGGCAGUUGGAGGAGCAUCCAACACAGGGGAUGGAGCAGCAGGUGCAGAAAGGAAGGAAGGGGAAGUUGCAGGUCUUGACAUGAAUAUCAGUCAAUUCCUGAAAAGCCUGGGUCUUGAACAUCUUCGAGAUAUCUUUGAAACAGAACAGAUCACAUUAGAUGUAUUAGCUGAUAUGGGUCAUGAAGAGUUAAAAGAAAUAGGCAUCAAUGCCUAUGGACACCGCCACAAAUUAAUCAAAGGAGUAGAAAGACUUUUAGGUGGGCAACAAGGCACCAAUCCUUAUUUGACUUUUCACUGUGUCAAUCAGGGAACUAUUUUGUUGGAUCUUGCACCAGAAGAUAAAGAAUAUCAAUCAGUAGAAGAGGAGAUGCAAAGUACAAUUCGAGAACACAGAGAUGGUGGUAAUGCUGGAGGGAUCUUCAACAGAUACAAUGUUAUUCGAAUUCAAAAAGUUGUCAAUAAGAAGUUGAGGGAGCGAUUCUGUCACAGACAAAAGGAAGUGUCUGAGGAGAAUCAUAACCAUCACAAUGAGCGCAUGUUGUUUCAUGGUUCACCCUUCAUUAAUGCCAUUAUUCACAAAGGGUUUGAUGAGCGACAUGCAUACAUAGGAGGAAUGUUUGGAGCUGGGAUUUAUUUUGCUGAAAACUCUUCUAAAAGCAACCAGUAUGUUUAUGGAAUUGGAGGAGGAACAGGCUGCCCCACCCACAAAGAUAGGUCAUGUUAUGUAUGUCACAGACAAAUGCUUUUCUGUAGAGUGACCCUUGGAAAAUCCUUUCUGCAAUUCAGCACCAUGAAAAUGGCUCAUGCCCCUCCAGGACAUCAUUCAGUUAUCGGUAGACCAAGUGUGAAUGGGCUUGCAUAUGCUGAAUAUGUCAUCUACAGAGGAGAACAGGCAUACCCAGAGUAUCUUAUCACAUACCAGAUCAUGAAGCCAGAAGCUCCUUCACAGACCGCAACAGCCGCUGAGCAGAAGACCUAGUGAAUGCCCACUGGUAAAGGCCAUAUCAGAUUUAAACCUGGGACUGGAUUACAUUUGAUUGCUUCCAACAAAAAAUCAAUAUUCUCAAAAUCUGACAGCCUAGAAAUAAGCUGUUUGUCUUUUAUAAAGCAUUGCUAUAGUGAUGAAUAUAGUAUGAGUAACUGAUACAUACUCAAUUGCUAUUGUUCCCUU